AUGUACCACCGUUAUUAUUUCUCCACCCAUGUGUGGUUUUUUUUUCUGUGUCAAGGAAAGUGCAUCUUGGGUCACAAAGUUGACACAUCAGAUUAUCGGGUCACACCAUCCCUCCCUGGAUUUGGGAACCUCACCCAAGGAUACAACAGAUAUCUCAGGCCAAAUUUCGGUGGAAAGCCUGUGAUGAUAGCCAUGAGUCUUGAUGUUGCAAGUAUUUCCAGCAUUUCUGAGAGUGAUAUGGACUACACAGCUACAAUAUAUUUGCGGCAACGCUGGACAGAUCCCCGUUUGGUUUUUAAGGGGAACCAGAGUUUUACUCUGGAUGCCCGGUUGGUUAAAUACCUGUGGGUGCCUGACACGUAUAUCGUGGAGUCGAAAAGGUCUUUCUUACAUGAGGUCACAGUAGAGAAUCGGCUUAUACGGUUGUUCUCCAAUGGUACCGUCUUAUACGCUUUGCGAAUCACAACCACUGUUGCAUGUAACAUGGACCUGUCAAAAUACCCUCUGGAUACCCAGACGUGUAAACUGCAGAUGGAAAGCUGGGGCUAUGAUGAAAACGACGUACUGUACAGAUGGUUGAGGGGAAAUGAUUCUGUCCAUGGCCUUGAGAACUUGCGGCUCUCCCAGUACACUCUGGAGCAUUAUUAUACCCUUUUAGCAAAGUCAUAUCAGGAAACAGGAAAUUACCCAAGACUGAUAUUGCAGUUUGAGCUCAAAAGAAAUAUCCUUUAUUUCAUUCUGGAGACUUACGUGCCAUCCUCCUUGCUUGUCAUUUUGUCUUGGGUUUCUUUCUGGAUCACCCUGGAUUCAGUUCCUGCAAGAACAUGUAUUGGAGUAACAACCGUGCUGUCAAUGACAACACUCAUGAUGGGGUCACGAAACUCAGUAACGAAGACCAAUGGUUUCAUAAAAGCCAUUGAUAUUUACCUGGGCAUCUGCUUCAGCUUUAUAUUUGGUGCUUUGGUGGAAUAUGCAGUUGCUCACUACAUCGCAUCUCAAAAAUGUGCAGCCAAUAAGGCUCAAAAGGCUUCUGCAAUUGAUGUUACCAGAGAAACUGAAGAAGUCACCAUAACCAACAUCCUUAAUACUUCCAUCACCAGCUACAAUCAAAAGAUAAACUUUGCCACCAUUGAUGAUGUUACCUAUGGUGGCUUAGCCAUGACCCCAAAGGACAAAAUUCGGUUUAUCUUGAAGAACAAAAUGCGCAAAGUUGUCGGCUAUUUCACAAUCCAAAAUCCAAGCAACAUUGACCACUGUUCAAAACUCCUAUUUCCUUUGUUUUUUGUAAUAGUCAAUUUGUUGUACUGGGCCUAUUACCUGAUUUUUUAG
Elgaria multicarinata webbii is the source of this 1329-nucleotide messenger RNA. It is a transcript of the gene GABRP, whose product is annotated as gamma-aminobutyric acid type A receptor subunit pi. The coding region runs from base 1 to 1329 and encodes 442 amino acids. Gene Ontology annotation, cellular component: synapse; neuron projection; plasma membrane. Gene Ontology annotation, biological process: signal transduction; nervous system process; chemical synaptic transmission. The transcript has 9 exons. NCBI's taxonomy places the organism in Eukaryota, Metazoa, Chordata, Lepidosauria, Squamata, Anguidae. The record is from RefSeq and is a predicted model, not a curated record. Gene Ontology annotation, molecular function: extracellular ligand-gated monoatomic ion channel activity; chloride channel activity; neurotransmitter receptor activity.